UCGAUCGACCUUUUGUAGAACGGGAUCCAUACCCAAUGCUGAAACGCGGUGCAGAUACAGACGCAGGCAAACCUGAACCUGCAGAGCGCACCAAUGGCAGAUCACGAUCUGCUAGUGCUAAAGCAGCUGAGUCCAGUGAGGUCAAACCCCGAGCUGAGUGAGCUCGGAUACGCGUCGAGCACCUUUCGCUUUUCACCAGCAAGCAAUCGCCUCGCCCUGCAUUAUUUCUGAGCGGAUUGCGGCGGCGGCUCCUCGCUAGAUCCGCGUCCGCGAAGACGGCCCAGAUGGAGCCCCAGGAUGACGGACCCCUUCGCCUCCAAGAACCCGCCGCCGCCGGCUGCGGCGGCGUCAUUGGCAAAAGUUGCGUCGCCUCCCCCUGCCGAUGGCUGCGGCGGCUGUCCCGCAAGCUGCACUGGAGCUUCGUGCUCGCGGUCGUCGCGGUCUAUGGCGCCUGCCAGGGCGUCGGCAACGCCGUCGGCGGCGUCGCCGCGGGGUACUACUGGAAGGACGUGCAGCGCGUGCAGCCGUCGGCGGCCCAGUUCUACCAGGGCGUCACGGACGCGCCGUGGGUCGUCAAGCCCCUCUGGGGACUGCUCACCGACGUGGUCCCGGUCGCCGGCUACCGCCGCCGCCCGUACUUCGUUCUCGCAGGUUAAAGAUCUGAACUUCCUUGGUUCCAUCACCAUCAGCCCGGUCGAGCCAGCGGGUUCUGCAUCCUUGUCUUGCCAUAAUGCAGGCGUGGUCGGCGUGUCGUCAAUGCUGAUGCUCUCCCUGCACCGCGGAUUGGGGAUCAUGCCGGCGCUGCUAGCCCUGACGGCGCAGAGUGCGGGCGCCGCGAUAGCCGACGUGACGGUGGACGCCCUGGUUGCUCAGAACAGCAUAACGCACCCGCCCCUUGCUUCCGACAUGCAAAGCCUGUGUGGGUUUAGCUCCUCUCUUGGGGCAUUGGUUGGAUUCUCCAUUAGCGGCCUGCUUGUUCACUCAAUGGGCUCUCAGGGUGCUCUUGGCCUGUUGAGCAUCCCCUCUAUACUGGUGCUCUUGGCCGGGAUCCUGCUGAAGGAGAACCACGUUGCAGAAUUUGACUACAAGCAGGUUCAUAAAAAGUUCUACAAAGCGAUUCGGUCUAUGGGGACAACACUGAAAUGCCCAGAGGUCUGGCGGCCAUGUGUAUAUAUGUUUGUUUCUCACAAUUUGAGUCUGGAUAUUCAGGGAGGAAUGUUCUACUGGUACACAGACCAUGUGGUUGGACCUGGGUUUUCUGAGGGAUUUAUCGGUCUCAUCUUUGCAAUUGGUUCAUUUGGUUCACUGCUUGGAGUUUUGCUAUACCAAAGCGCUCUGAAGGACUAUUCUUUCCGCAGCAUACUUUUAUGGGGUCAAGUGCUGUCUAGUCUGGCAGGAAUGCUCGAUCUGGUAUUGGUGACCAGGCUAAACUUGAAAAUUGGCAUACCGGAUUAUUUCUUUGCAAUGAUCGAUAACAGCAUUUCCCAAAUGGUUGGCAGACUCAAAUGGUUGCCACUUCUUGUGCUUUGCUCCAAGCUUUGUUCCCCCGGCAUCGAAGGAACAUUUUACGCGCUACUCAUGUCACUACAAAAUGCCGGGUUGCUGAUGUCUGCUUGGUGGGGUGGCUUGCUGCUGCACAUGCUGAAUGUGACUCGAAUGGAGUUCAGUAACCUCUGGAUCGCUGUCUUGAUUAGAAACAUUUCAAGGCUUGUCCCAUUGACACUAUUGUUUCUUGUUCCUCAAAGUGAUCAGAACUCAACACUCCUGCCUGCAGAGAUGCUUGAAUGUGACACAACAGAAGCUGUGAGGGCAGGAUCAGUUGAAUUCUCAGUCCUCGUUCAAGAAGAUUCUGGCUGCAUUUCUCCCAAUAUGGUGGCUGAGGAUGGACGAACCAAAAUGCUUGAUGCAGAAAUCGAUGAUGUGGAAUCAAUCCCGCUGGUUAGUAAGAGCCAGACCAUUGAUUCAUGAUGUGUUAAGUGCCAUGAUUUGGCAAAUGAUUCCAUGACUCAUCCCCAAGUCCGUUAAAGACGGUAAGACAUUGCAUCGAAGAUCGAACAAAGGAAUUGGAGAAUUUGGUACCGAAAUGCGGGACUUGGAAUUUUCACUGUUACAUAGGUGGUAGCAGUCAUGAGCAAGAGUUGACUGAGCUCAAGCAUAGCUUGUUGAUACACAGUUUUAGGCACUUCAAUUACUCCUUAUCGCCAUUUAGACAUACUGAACACAUUCCUUCCGGUUAUAGAAAUCCAUUCUUUGAAUGCCAGUGUUUCGAGUAUAUGUUCUUUGCACACCAUAAUAAACAAGCAGAAAUUGUAGUUGUGCAUUUGACCCAA
Messenger RNA from Panicum virgatum (switchgrass), 2330 nucleotides. Its product is annotated as probable folate-biopterin transporter 2. NCBI's taxonomy places the organism in Eukaryota, Viridiplantae, Streptophyta, Magnoliopsida, Poales, Poaceae. Bases 298 to 1968 code for a protein of 556 amino acids. The transcript is spliced from 4 exons. The record is from RefSeq and is a predicted model, not a curated record.